Helobdella robusta is the source of this 777-nucleotide messenger RNA. RefSeq lists its product as hypothetical. Bases 1 to 777 code for a protein of 258 amino acids. NCBI's taxonomy places the organism in Eukaryota, Metazoa, Annelida, Clitellata, Rhynchobdellida, Glossiphoniidae. The record is from RefSeq and is a predicted model, not a curated record. The transcript has a single exon.
AUGGAAAACACUAAUCCUAACAUAACCGCACGGACAAAGAAGGUGACCAAUAAGAUGAGUGAUAUUGCGGGAUUGCAUCUGUGUGAAGGUUGUAGGAAAGUAAAUGAAGAAAGAAUAAAAACACUGACUAAUUAUGAGGAGGAAGGAUUGCUUGUUGCUAUCAAACAGUUAGAAGAAAAAAUGGCAAAUGAAGUCAGAUGUCUAACUCAGAUGAUGGAAAAAGUCACAUUUAGAGAAGAGAUGCUAAAAGAACAGAUGAGGGAACAAACUAACUUGAAGAAUAGUCUCAAUGAGGUAAAAAAUCAGGUAGCCAAGGAAGAGGAAAUGACAAAAAAGUGGAAUGAAGUAGUUAAAGGUAAUAUUGAGAGUUUGACAACAAAUGUCAAGGAAAUACAUUCAUCGGUGCUGGACACAAAAAAUCAUCUGGAUGUUGCUAAUGAAAGAGAUAUCCGUCGAAACAAUUUAGUCAUUUUCAACAUACCAGAAAAUGAAAGUUUUUCUUGGAAAGCUGAUAAAGAGAAAAUGCUUCAGUUGUUGAAAGAGAUAACUGAUGAAAACUUGGAGAAGAAGGUUUCAAAUGUAUUCAGACUCGGUAAAAGGGUGAACGAUCAAAAGCCAUGGCCUAUUUUAAUUAAAUUAUUGAAUUUAACUACUAAAAACCUGAUACUAGAAAACUGUUUCAAACUGAGGAGGAGUAAAUCAUUCAAUGGAGUCUACAUUAACCAUGACCUUAUUAAAUUAGAUAGAGAUAUUUGUAAACAGCUUCUCGAUGAUUAA